AUGUACAUUUUGGACACUUCCAAUGUUCUUCCUUUGCUAUUAGAGAUGACCCCAGUUUCUGCGACACAACAUGAGAAUGUGGAUGUGUAUGAGGACAAAGUAUCUACAAUCAUGCAUUCACCAUCGUUAGAGAGCACUAAAUCAGCAAAGCAGCUCAUUUGCAAAAGUACCCAUCCACUGACCUACGGACUGCCUGUGCAGUCAUUGGAACCUUUCCACAACUCAGUGUCUGAAAUUCCCCAGAGGAAUGCGUUAAUGAUGGAGGCUGAAAAGUAUUCACAGGAUUGCUAUCGAACAAGUCCCCCUGGAUUACUGAGCUAUGACGAGGGCGAUGUACUGAAGCAGUUUGGAUUCGAUGGGAGUUCGCCAAGUGUAUCACAACUUAGCAUAGAGAAGCGGCCGUGGAUAUCUGAAAGCAAACUUCAGAAAAAGACACGACAAUCUCACCGCAAAAAGGAUAGCGGGGUAAAGGGUAAUAAUUCAUGUUGCAAGGCGAUUAAUUCUACGCUAAGAAAUGAAGAUGAUAUACCUUUGUACCUUCGCUUUUCCAAGACCAUUUUAUCUGCAUCACAGGAAAAUGGUUCCAACUUCGAAGAAAAUUGUCAGAAGGUGCCUACUGUUUCCCGAAAACGACAACGGACGUCCAGUAGCCGAGCUUUAGAGACAUCCUUCGCCUCAAACACAGGGCCUGUUGGCCCUUUCAAGAAGAAAAGAUCACUAGAACGCCGGGAGGAAUUGAAUAAGGAGCAGUUAGUAGUGCCACAGCCGUGCAUGUUACCGCACAACAUGGCCUGUCUCUUUGUUGAGGUAUGCAAUGACGACUAUACAGACGACGUGCGCGCGGCAGCUUUGCGGCGCUUGCUUGCAUACUGGUCAGGGGCCAUGGAAGGGGAGGCUCUGCCGGGCAUAUCGAAAGGCCCCAGAAUUGAGUCUUCUACUUCCUUUUUACCACCACUUCAUCGACGUCUCAUUGUUCUGAUAGCAGACAACAUGAGUGCGUUGGAGAGAAGUCUCCUAUGGUGGACACUUCGGCCAUAUGCGGAGCAUGCAUUGAUUCUACCAAUUUUCGGAAUUUGCCCGAUUGGGGAUGAUGAGGAAUGCUCGGCUUGUGCGCCAACAAGCAAGGAAUCAUCCGAUGUAAGAGGCUCUCAGGAGGGAAAGCGUGUCUUUCCUCAAACUAUUCGUAAGAGUGAGCUCAGUACCAAAGCGUCGCAGGCUGUUAGGCAUAACGAUUCACAACGACGUCUUCCUGUGGGGUUUACAUUGCUACAAGCGGUGGCCCUACACCACCUGUGUGAUUCCUUCGCAGUUAACACAUCCAACAGCUAUGCCUUGUGCUACUCUAAGGUGUGUUGGGAUGUCUUGAGAGGCCUUGGUAUCCCUACACACCACAUGAAGCGCUCACUUGAAGAGUGUGCUCAAUGCAUCAUUAAGGCCUGCACCGGUUCAACCAAAGCUUCCAGGAGAAAUGAAAAGAAUACCGCUAAUGUUGGGUUUGGCUUAUGGCUAGGGGCUGGAACAGCUGCACAGCAACGCAGAUGCGAUGAAAAUAACGUUGAUGAGCAACGCGAGGUGAUUUUCUCUUACCUUUGCUCCUGGAACGGCCUUGCGCAGACACUAGCAACCAACGCUCGUCGUCCAGAGCUUGUCUUACGUGUGGUUAAAAUGCUGCACUCACCAAUUUCGUCUUUCGUCCUAUCAGUGCGUAUCUGUUAUGCUCUUGUGCGUCCAGUCUCUACUCAAGGGUUGUGUUUUGCAUGUGCUAUAUCUCGAGAUAUGCGCUUGUUUGCCUCCCAAUCACCUCUUGUGGUGCUACCUACACGUGCAGUGGAACUGUUCCGAAAUCUUUUUUUCAAAUACCUCUCUGCUUUUUUUACUCCGUCCAUAUUUCGCACCGCUGUCGAUGUAGUUCGCAGUAGUUCACCUGACUACAUAAAGGGAUAUUCAUGUUCCACGCUGGGAUAUCUACAAUUUGAGGUAACAAGUUGGUUGCGGCAGUACGUCUACGUGUCCCUUGUUGUCGACCUACGACCUAUUGUUGCCCACCAAGCACUCAAUAAUAAUAGUGGAAUGUCUCUGUGGGGUUGCGUGUUGCGAGCCUUACAGUGUAGCUGCACGCCGCGCGAGCACGAGAAAAUCUUAUUUUCUGAGAAUGGGGUAAAAAAGUGCCGUCACCAUGCUGAGCUUUUGUACUACUUUGUCAAUCGGCAAAUCAACACUCAAAUACGACAAUAG
This is a messenger RNA of Phytomonas sp. EM1, 2235 nucleotides long. The record is from the annotation of a GenBank genome assembly. NCBI's taxonomy places the organism in Eukaryota, Euglenozoa, Kinetoplastea, Trypanosomatida, Trypanosomatidae.